AUGGUCAUUCUAAGAGAAGAAAAUUUACCACCAACGCAAUGGGUAUUGGGAUGUGUAAUCAAAACACAUCCUGUAAACGACGACGUUAUUAGAACAGUCACUGUCAAGACUGCAAACAACGAAUUUAAGCGAAAUGUAAAAGAAUUAUCUCCAUUACCUAUUCUUUUGUUAGAAGCCGGAAUAGAAGAACCGGAUUUUGCUCAAGUGCCUGGAUUAUUUGCAUUCAUGCAGAAUAGUAACGCUGAUUGGGGUUUUAAAACUCAACCGGAAAAUACUGGAUGUAUUAAUGGUUGCUCAUGGCCUCGUGGAAAGAUGAUGGGUGGUACAGGUGCAAUGAACGGAUUGAUAUACUGCAGAGGUAAUGCUGAAGAUUUUAAUAAUUGGGCUAGAAUGGGUAAUCUUGGUUGGAGCUAUAAAGACGUACUAUCAUAUUUCAUCAAAUCUGAGGACAACAGGGAUAAGGAGAUUGUAGAUGAAAGUCCCGAAUAUCAUGGAGUAGGAGGAUAUCGAGCCGUGCAAAGAUUGCCAUACAAGGAUCAAAAUGAGAAAAAUAUCCUAGAAGCGGCAAAGGAAUUGGGUUACAAGAUCAUGGAUAUCACUGGAAAGGACCAACUGGGAGCGAUGAUUAUGCAAACUAUUACAAAAGAUGGUCAACAUUUGCCAGUAGAUAAACACCUGGAAGAUCAUAUGUCCUUCAAUGGAGUGUUCCUUAAGUUGAACGACAAAACUGCUACAGAAAAAUCUUUCAAAAGGAAGCAGACAGAUUUAGAACUAUAUUUAAAAACUCACACGGGUCCUCUGUCGUCAAUAGGAACUGCUACAUUGAGCGCAUUUAUACAAACUAAAUAUGCAAAAAUUGAUGGAGUACCCGAUGGCUACAUUAAACUGAAUGAAACGGAUCCAAUAUGGGGAAAUCCUUUGAUCUAUCCUAAAUACUAUGCGAAUGAUUUUGAUGUACAGCGACAGUUAGAUCUUGUCCGGAAAACUCUAGAGCUAUUCAACACCAAAUCUUUUAAGGAUAAUGAUUACAAGUUAGAUGAUUCCCCUCUAGCACCUUGCAAUCACUUAACUUUUAAUACUGAUGAUUAUUGGAUCUGCCUGAUGAGAAAUAAUACUAUAGCUGCAUUCCAUCCAGUAGGGACUUGCAAAAUGGGACCUAAAGAAGAUCCUGGCGCUGUAGUUGAUCCUAGACUAAAGGUUAAUGGAGUUCUAGGACUUAGAGCAGUUGACGCAUCUAUCAUGCCUCGUAAUAUAAGGGGGAAUCCGCACGCAACAAUAAUAGCGAUUGCAGAAAAAGCUGCUGAUAUGAUCAAAGAAGAUUGA
Molecule: messenger RNA, 1323 nt
Organism: Belonocnema kinseyi
Lineage: Eukaryota; Metazoa; Arthropoda; Insecta; Hymenoptera; Cynipidae
Product: glucose dehydrogenase [FAD, quinone]-like
Exons: 6
Coding region: 1-1323 (440 amino acids)
Molecular function (GO): oxidoreductase activity, acting on CH-OH group of donors; flavin adenine dinucleotide binding
Source: RefSeq, a predicted model, not a curated record